Messenger RNA from Haemonchus placei, 462 nucleotides. The record is from the annotation of a GenBank genome assembly. Lineage: Eukaryota; Metazoa; Nematoda; Chromadorea; Rhabditida; Trichostrongylidae.
AGUCGAGGUACGGCCGCGGAGACCAGUCCUUUGGAUGUAUCGUAUAGGGACGAGUGGGCUUAUUCGGAUCGAAAUCAGGUAAAUUCUGCCUCAACAUAUGCUCACGCACUUUCCACCGUAAAGCAAGAUGUUUCUCUUCACCUGGAGCCGGCUUCCUUGCCCACUCUUCUCUUUGUUAUCGUUUGCUUCGCUUGAAGUAUUUCGUGAAACAUUACGUUGAGAUGAGCGACCAGAAGAUCGAGAAGAAGUCAGCUUCUUUUGCAAAUCCUCCACAAUUGCCAUCGUCCCGUAGACGCUGUUCAAACAGCGGAAAGCAUCGUUGAGAAGAAAAUAAGCAGUGGGAUUAUAUUGUCUGAUUUCCUCGUUUUCCUGGGAUGAUGGUACAUCUAGUGGAACUUCCUUGCGUUGCCGCGUGUGGUUCUCAGGUCUCGAAGAGAUUCUCUCUAUGCGUUGUAUUGGUGA